AUGAUUUGGACUUCAAGACCGCUCCAGGAGUAUGCAAUUUGGAUAAGCCGUUUAGGAGAUAUCACGUUUGUACUGAAGACUGGUCCACAGCCGGCCGAACGCACUCGGCCGGACAGGAAGGGUAUUGGCUUCGCUCGGCCUUCUCCAGGACCGAUCCGGCCGCACGACCGCACCGUCCGACCCGGGAGGCAAUGGACCACGAUCGACCGAGAUCAUCGCAUCACCAGGUUAUCAUCCGAAAAUCCUCCAAAAACAUCAUCGUCAUCUGGUGAGAUAUCCUGCAGUACUCUCCUUCCACGUUGUCUCUUCCUCUUUUGAUGCUGGCUAAUUAGUCCAUCCGGAUUGACCAGCUCUCUACUGGCCUCUGUAGGAAGUUGCUUGGGGCAAUGCUUCUUCGAAGUGGAAGAUCCGGCUGGGACACCAUGCAUUGAUUCAAAAUCACGCUUCGGUGAUGGGGUUGAGCCAUCAUCUGAAAUGCUUUGGCUGUUACUCUUGACAACCGACAACUAA
Molecule: messenger RNA, 510 nt
Organism: Microthlaspi erraticum
Lineage: Eukaryota; Viridiplantae; Streptophyta; Magnoliopsida; Brassicales; Brassicaceae
Source: the annotation of a GenBank genome assembly